Messenger RNA from Durusdinium trenchii, 1989 nucleotides. The record is from the annotation of a GenBank genome assembly. NCBI's taxonomy places the organism in Eukaryota, Dinophyceae, Suessiales, Symbiodiniaceae.
UGCUAGCCAAUCCGAUCGAUCCUUUGGUCGAUCGAUCUGUGAUCGAUUCUGUAUGGCUGAGCAGAGCGUCAGCUCGCUGUGCAUUGCAGCUGUGCAAAAGGUGCUUCAUGGAAGACGCUGCACUGAAACUGCUUUUGUUGAAGGUUUCCGUGUGUGUCAUGUGAUCUUCUGUGUCAUGUGGGCAUUGGCGAAACAUGUCAAGCAUCUUGGCUCUGGAAGGACAAACCUAAACAAGGAGUCCAAGCCAUAUUCCCAAACAUGCCGUUGGUGCUGGAGGUUCUUUGUGGGAGACACUUCUUUGUGCAGAACCCAAAUUGCUUCUGCAAGUUCACUUAUGGCGGUCAGGAAUACAGCACAGACGCAGACCAGGGGGCUACGAAUCCAAAGUGGCAGAAGAACAAGUUUCAGGUGGAGUAUACAGGCGGCACUCUUGAGAUUGACUUCGAAGUGAUGAACCGCUUGAGCCGACAGGAGAGCAUCAAGAUUGCCUCUGUGACCAUUCAAUGGCAUCACUUUCUACCUGGCUUGCGGAAGGUGGAGGAUUACAUCAUGGCGACGAGAGAGGAGGGCGUCAAGGAGACGGCCGCGAUCCGGGUGGCCGCCACGCUGAUCCCGGAGGGGAUCACCGGAGAACCGGCCAGGGAGAAGCCCAAUUGCAAAGGGCUCUUCAUCGGGUGUAGCUAUCCCAAGACCUCCAUGGCGUUGGGACACUGUGCCGAAGAUGCCUACAAGAUCAAGGAAUAUCUCUGCGAGAAGUGGGGAUUCAUCAAUGAUUCGGAGCAUGUGAGGGUUCUCAUGGAUCUGGGCGACACCUCUGAAAGCACCAUGCCAACGAAGAGCAACAUCCGAGACUCCAUCAGCUGGCUGGUGCAUGAGGCAGUGCCAGGAGACAGCCUUUUGUUCUUCUUCAGUGGCCAUGGAACACAAGUACCCAACUUCCAGGACGACGAGAAGGACGGCAAGGACGAGGCCAUCGUGCCAGUGGACGUGGAUGAGUCGGGGCCGCUGAUCGACGACGAGUUGCACGAGCUCUUGGUGAAGCCCUUAGCUGCCGGGGUGCGCUUGACCUGUUUGUUAGACUGCUGCCAUGCGGGCACUGGACUGGAUCUGGCUUAUCGAUGGAGCCCCUACAUGGAAAAGGGCACCAAGGAGGAAUGGGAGGGGAAAUGGCAAGUGGACAAGGGGGGCUUUUAUGCCGAUGCGGACGUGAUUUGUAUCUCUGGAUGUGAUGAUAAUCAAGUGUCCGUGGGCAAUGACGCCUUAGCGAUGGGCCCUGCCAGUCCCAUGCAAGCGGGAUUUCCCGUGGGAAUGUUUCUGGCCUCCUUCUGUGUCGCGUUAGAAGUGCAUGAGACGCAGUGCAAAAUGAAUUGGAUGGAAAUGAUGGACAUCGUGAUGCAGGUCUUGAAGGACUUCCACUUCAAGCAAGAGCCGCAACUCUCCAGUAGCCAACGCUUCGAUCUCCAUCGUGAGUUCAGCUUCCACGACAGCAUCCCCAACAGCAACGAACGCACGGGUGCCGUGGGUCGUGAGGCGGCCGAGGCGGAGGGUGGGUCGCUCUACCGGGCGCGGAAUUUGUUGGCCACGGAGGACUUCGCGGCCACGAAUGCCUGUCAAAUGAUGCAGGCCUUGGGUGUCGUCCGACCGGAGGACCUCGAAGACUUGAAGAAGCAUGGCCAAUGGCCGCCCCCCCAGGUGUCGUUGGAGGAGUUACAAGAGAUCAAGCUCACGAAGAGGAUGGCACGUUGGGCCGAACCGGGCAUGAUGGUCGUGCCGAAGCGGCCGUGAACCGAGGGAACGAGAGGAACGGAACGAGAGGAACAGGACCAUGGCCACGAGACAUCCAAGGUCCACCGAAGCUUUUCACCCCCCACUCCAAAAGGAGUGCGGGAUGAGUUCGGCAUGCCGACCUGUGUAAGGAUUUGAAGACAAAUCAUUUGAACAACAACCAGAACCCAAAAGGGGCGAUCCUGUCGAUCCUGCUGUUUCAGC